GCAGCAAAGCUGAACCCCUCUCUUUCAGGUCUUUCCUUGAGCACCGUAAGAUGGGAGCGGGUGGCCGGAUGAACGAUGCUACCACCGACAAAAAUGUUCUAAAACGUGUUCCCGUCAAAAAACCUCCAUUCGAGAUUAGUGAUCUCAAGAAAGCAAUACCACAACACUGUUUCAAACGAGAUCUCUCACGAUCUUUGUACUACCUUUUCGGCGACAUCGCCAUUUGCUUUACCUUUUACCAACUCGCAUCAAAUUACAUUCCUCUUCUACCUAAACCCCUUGCCUACGUAGCAUGGCCAAUUUAUUGGUUCUGCCAAGGUAGUAGUUUUAUGGGUAUAUGGAGCAUAGGUCACGAUUUGGGCCACCAUAGCUUCAGCGAUUAUCAGUGGCUUGAUGAUGCAAUUGGUUUCGUAGUCCACUCCUCUUUCCUCACUCCAUAYUUUUCUUUCAAAUAYAGUCAYCGUAGCCACCAUGCWCACACCAAYUCAAUGGAAUACGAUGAGGUAUGGAUCCCCAAAAGRAAGGCYGAUACCUUBUAYUCUGAAAUUCUCAACAACCCACUYGGCAACUUGUUCAUGACUUUCGUUAGGUUACUUCUCAGCUUCCCCAUGUACUUCACCUUCAAUAUUCAUGGAAGGCCAUACGAUGGGUUUGUAAGUCACUUUUACCCACAAAGUCCGUUGUUCAAUGACAGUGAGCGCAAACUAGUAUGGCUCUCUAAUGCUGGAAUGCUUGUAGCUAUCUACGCACUUUACCAGAUUGCAGCAACCACAGGUGCAACAUGGUUGUUUUGCAUCUAUGGCGCACCUUUAUUGGUGAUGAAUGCUCAUUUCAUCUUCUUCACGUUUCUGCAUCAUAGUCAUCCUUCUCUUGCUCACUUCGAUUCAAGAGAAUGGGAUUGGCUAAGAGGUGCUAUGUCGACAGUUGAUAGAGACUACGGAAUCUUGAACCAUGUCUUUCAUGAUGUAACUUGUGCUCAUGUUCUCCACCAUUUGAUAUCAACUAUUCCACAUUAUCAUACCGUAGAGGCGACAAAGGCUGUCAAGCCCAUCUUAGGUGACUACUACAAAUAUGAUGAUACCCCUAUCCUAAAGGCUUUCUGGAGAGAAACAAAGGACUGCAUUUAUGUCGAACCGGAUGAAGGUGCAGAACAAAGUGGUGUUUACUGGUUCCGUAAAUAGACUUGAUAACUAAGAAUGUUUUCUAUUUUUCCAAGAAGUCACAAUAUAUAAAUGUUGUGCCAAGACUUGCAGUCCUACCUUCUUAUGUAUGUGUUUGAUGUCUUAUCCCCUAUUUAGUACUGAUGUAUGGUGAUGUGGAUUUCUUCUACAACCUGUUUCAUUAUACUUCUAUUCUACUUGUACUGGUUGGUUUAACGCCAUAUCUAUCAUAAUCACCCUUGAUCCA
Molecule: messenger RNA, 1407 nt
Organism: Cynara cardunculus var. scolymus (artichoke)
Lineage: Eukaryota; Viridiplantae; Streptophyta; Magnoliopsida; Asterales; Asteraceae
Product: delta(12) fatty acid desaturase DES8.11-like
Exons: 2
Coding region: 51-1181 (376 amino acids)
Biological process (GO): lipid metabolic process
Molecular function (GO): oxidoreductase activity, acting on paired donors, with oxidation of a pair of donors resulting in the reduction of molecular oxygen to two molecules of water
Source: RefSeq, a predicted model, not a curated record